AUGACAUUUUCCGCAGGUCGCAAGGCUGAGGGUAGGUUCGCUCGCUUCUCCAGUCUCUUCGCCACAACCAACAACAUUUCCGUUUCUGUUGAUUCUGGCCGGCUGACAAAACCUGCAGGUCGCGCGGGUUUCGAGCCGACUUUUCUGGAAGCACUUGAGCCAGCGCUUCCUCACAUCGCCAAGCACGGCAUCAAGGUUGUCGUAAACGCUGGGGUCUCUGACACCAGGCUCUUGCAUACAACAGUAGUGUCGCUGCUGAAGGAAAAGGGACUCUCCUUGAAAGUUGCUUGGAUAGAGGGCGAUGAGGUCUUGGAUGCCAUCAACGAAUUGCGGGUUUCCAAGAAAGCUCGAUUCGAAAACAUUUGUACACAAGAAAUUCUGGACGACUGGAAAUUCGAACCCUUGUACGCUCAGUGUUACCUUGGCCCGUUUGGCAUCGCCGCCGCACUCUCAGCCGGUGCAGACAUUGUCCUAUGCGGUCGCGUUUCCGAUGCUUCCCUUAUAAUGGGUUCCGCGAUUUGGUGGCACGGCUGGAAGAAUGCAGACUAUGACCAGCUCGCAAAUUCUCUGGUCGCAGGCCACCUUAUUGAGUGUUCCACCUAUAUCACUGGAGGCUGCUUCAGCGGCUUCAAGUCUCUGAGAGGUGCUUGGAAUGAUCUGGGUUUUCCAAUAGCUGAAAUUAGCAGUGCCGGCGAGGUCAUCAUCACCAAGCAGAAGGCGACGGGUGGCAUCAUUUCCGUCGACACUUGCACUGCGCAGCUUCUUUAUGAGAUCCAAGGGCCCCGCUAUUAUAACUCGGAUGUCACCGCCAUUAUUGAUGAAGUCACUUUCAAGCAAAUCGGCCCUGAUCGUGUGGCUCUGUCUGGCGUGAAGUCAGAUCUUCCCCCACCAACCACUAAGGUUGGUAUCACUGCAAAUGGAGGGUUCCAGGCAGAAGUUCACUACGCAUUGGUGGGCUUGGACAUCGAAGCCAAAGCGGAGAUGUUGGAAGAUCAGAUCCGCACAUGCAUGGGCGACAGGGUCAAGGAUCUCACGGUUCUGGACUUCAAAAUCAUUGGAAGAGUGCCGGAAGAUCCAGAUGAUCAAUCUGCAGCGACGGUCGACUUCCGCAUUGUUGCUCAAGCACUGAAGGAGGAAGCGCUUUCUGAGGUAAACUUCAUGAGGCCAUGUGUCGACCCUAUCAUCGAGUCUUAUCCCGGCGCGACCUUCUAUCCCGACUUCCGCACGACUUUACCUCGCCCAAUCUUUGAGUACUACGUCACGCUCCUGCCACAGUCGUCUGUCCGACAGAUUGCUCAUCUGCAUGACGGGAAGUCCGUUGAGAUCUCACCACCUGCAAAAACGAAGGAGUAUUCCAAAUUCCAACCUAGCAACGAGAUGACGUCGGGCAUUGCCUCUGUCUCAUCUUACGGAAAUACCACGCGAGCGCCACUUGGUUCUAUCGUUCACGCUCGCUCGGGCGACAAGGGCUCCAAUGCGAACGUGGGAUUCUGGGUUCGUCAUGACGACGAAUACGACUGGCUUCGGGCGCUCCUUAGCACUGAGAAGAUCAAGAAACUACUCGGCAAAGAGUACAAGGGUGGUAAAAUCGACCGGUUCGAGGUACCUAACGUGAGAGGUGUACAUUUCUUGCUGCAUAACCAUCUGGACCGUGGUGUGAGCUGCAGCAAGACAUUGGAUAUACUGGGCAAGAACGUUUCCGAGUUCUUGAGAUGCAGAUGGGUCGACGUGCCGGACAAGUUUCUUGAGAGAGGAAGGAUUUGA
Molecule: messenger RNA, 1764 nt
Organism: Cladophialophora psammophila CBS 110553
Lineage: Eukaryota; Fungi; Ascomycota; Eurotiomycetes; Chaetothyriales; Herpotrichiellaceae
Exons: 2
Coding region: 1-1764 (587 amino acids)
Source: RefSeq, a predicted model, not a curated record